GCUAUGGAAUCAACUUUUCAUCCUCCAAUUCGCAAUUCAUUUUUCACACUUCCCCAUCACCAAAGAGUCUCCUUCAAACCUGCUACAUUCCUCAAAAAACAUUCCAAUCUCCAUAUAUACAACAUGACAACCCACCGCGCAGUAGCAACCGUGGGCAUCAAAGCACCUCUCGAUAUCAUAUCAGUACCUACUAUCACACCUCAAGCAGACCAAGUCCGCAUCCGUGUCCAAUGGACUGCAUCUACGCCUCUCGACUUACAUCAAAACGACGGCGGACUCCUUGUUAAACAUCCACAGGUCCUAGGAGACGGUAUCGCUGGUACGGUUGUGGAAGUUGGGCCAGAUGUGAAGAGGUUAAAAGUUGGGGAGAAGGUGUUUGGCUUUGGCUGGCGAAAGAAUGAGGAGAAGGCACACCAGGAGUUUGUUACUAUUGAAGAGUGGUUGGUUGGUGUGCUACCUGAAGGAUUCACGCUUCAGCAAGCGGUGACCUUGCCGAACAACUUCGUCACUGUUUUCCAUGCCGUAACAGCUGAUUUAGGUCUUGAACUCCCGUGGCCAAAACCGAAUAGUUUCGCACCAAAUCAGAAAGACGAAGUGAUUCUCGUCUGGGGCGGUGCAUCGUCGGUCGGCCAGUUCGCAAUCCAGAUUUUGGCGUACUACGGGUACGCCAACAUCUUUACCACGGCGUCGGAACGCCACCACGAGAAGUUGCGCGCAAUGGGGGCCAAGCAUAUUUUCGACUACAACGACGCUGAUGUUAUUGCUUCUAUUUCGCAGACGGCACAGGGCAGUGUUCCGUUGGUUGUGGACUGUAUAGGGAGUUUGAAGGGGAGUCUUACGCCGCUUGCGAAGAUUGCGACGAAAGGCUCCAAAGUAGCGGUUCUGUUGCCCAUCAUUGUGAAGGAUUCCAGUGAGUCGGAAGAUCCGGAGUAUGCGAUAGAUGUGGAGACGAUUGUAGAUUGGGAAGAAGGCGUCAUCGCCAAGGGCGUAAGAACACAUUAUUACCUCGAGAAUGAAUUCUUCAAAAAUCAUCUACAGGCCGAUAUCAUGCCGGCUAUGUUAGAACAAGGGAUUGUCAAGCCAAAUGCGCAGAAAAUCAUCGAGGGGGAUACGUUGCUUGAGAGGGCGCAAAAAGCGAUGGAUGCGUUGAGGAGAAAAGAGGCGAGCAUGGAGAGAUUGGUAUGGAGGGUAUCGGAGAUAUGA
Messenger RNA from Periconia digitata, 1203 nucleotides. The record is from the annotation of a GenBank genome assembly. NCBI's taxonomy places the organism in Eukaryota, Fungi, Ascomycota, Dothideomycetes, Pleosporales, Periconiaceae.